This is a messenger RNA of Quercus robur (English oak), 1655 nucleotides long. Its product is annotated as probable acyl-[acyl-carrier-protein]--UDP-N-acetylglucosamine O-acyltransferase, mitochondrial. Gene Ontology annotation, molecular function: acyl-[acyl-carrier-protein]-UDP-N-acetylglucosamine O-acyltransferase activity. Lineage: Eukaryota; Viridiplantae; Streptophyta; Magnoliopsida; Fagales; Fagaceae. The coding region runs from base 252 to 1268 and encodes 338 amino acids. Gene Ontology annotation, biological process: lipid biosynthetic process. The record is from RefSeq and is a predicted model, not a curated record. The transcript is spliced from 10 exons.
AUUUAUUUAUGAACGGGGAACACUAUAAUGCGCCCAACAAAGCGAAACUACAAAAAAAAAAAACUCAACAGUAAAGCAAGCAGAUUCUCCAGACGAAAAAGAAGGGUCUAGACUCCAGAUCGAGCGAAAAACCGUACCAGACAGACACUACAUAUUUCUCAUCUCAGCGGGAAGUUUCUGUUUCUGUUUCUUUAGUUUCUCCGAGUCCGAAGGUGGGAGAGUGGGACACAACUAUCGCUAGUCGCUAAGCCAUGUGCUCGCUCAUGAAACUUCGCAAGCCCUUCUUCUUCUGCACUAAUUCUCUAACCUCACUCUCACUUCGGCGCUUAUCCUCCACGCUCUCUGCCCAACCUUCUUCUUCUUCUUCACAGCAAACAAGCUCUACCUUCAUUCACCCUUCUGCCAUUGUACACCCUAAUGCUCUUAUUUCCCAGGGUGUUUCCAUUGGUCCUUUCUGCACUGUUGGUUCCUCUACCAAGCUUGGGCAUGGCUGUCAAUUACAUCCUGGGAGCCAUAUAUUUGGAAAUACUGAACUGGGGGAGCAUUGCAUUUUGAUGACUGGCUCUGUGGUUGGUGAUGAUCUUCCUGGGCGUACAGUUGUGGGAUGCAAUAACAUUAUAGGCCAUCAUGCUGUGGUAGGUGUUAAGUGCCAAGACUUGAAGUACAAGCCAGGGGAUGAAUGUUUCCUUGAUAUUGGCGACAAUAAUGACAUCAGAGAACAUUCCUCAAUCCACCGUUCUUCAAAGUCAAGUGAAAGGACGGUUAUUGGUGAUAAUAAUCUUAUAAUGGGAUCUUGUCAUAUAGCCCAUGAUUGCAAGGUUGGCAACAACAAUAUUUUUGCAAACAAUACUCUACUAGCUGGCCAUGUUAUGGUGGAAGACUAUGCUCACACUGCAGGUGCAAUCGUUGUUCAUCAAUUCUGCCACAUUGGUUCGUUCUCUUUUAUUGGUGGAGGUUCUGUGGUUUCACAAGAUGUCCCAAAGUACAUGAUGGUGACUGGAGAGAGAGCCGAGCUUCGUGGCUUAAAUUUGGAGGGUCUUCGGCGUCGUGGAUUCACAGCUGCAGAGAUAAAUAGUCUGAGAAUGGCUUAUCGAAAGAUAUUUAUGCCUGUUGAUGCAAAUUCUGCCAGUUUUGAAGAGCGUCUUGCUGAAGUGGAGCAGAAUGAAGAAUUGGCACAUAUUCCUGCAGUUUGUUCCAUGGUGCAAUCUAUUCGGAACUCUUUCUCAGAAGAUCGUCGUGGAAUAUGCAAGUUCAGACAUUGGAUAUAGUCUAAAUGACACCUAAUUUGUGGAUUAAAACAGUGGUUUGGACCAAAGCUGUUAGCAGUUUCUGCCUAAGAGCAUCUGAGCAAUUGUUUUUAGAAGCUGCUAUAGACUUAUUCUGUAUUGUGAUGACGAGUUAACCUAAUCUAUUAGCAGUUUCUAACUAAGAGCAAAUGAAUUGUUUUUAGAAGCUGCUGUAGACUAUUUUGUAUGGUCAAAACUCUGACGUGUAGCUUUUGGUUGACUUUGUUAUGAAGUUCAAUCUAUAGCAAUUAUUUAUUUCUUUUAAAUGGAAGGAUUGUUGUAUUGGCUAAGGCUGAAUGUGGAAAAAAGUUGCAGAAGCUAAAAAUAGUGGUAACAGAUUAAAGAGGGAGAAAGUGAUUUGCCUAUACA